This is a messenger RNA of Nannizzia gypsea CBS 118893, 4323 nucleotides long. RefSeq lists its product as hypothetical. Bases 1 to 4323 code for a protein of 1440 amino acids. Gene Ontology annotation, cellular component: TRAPPII protein complex. NCBI's taxonomy places the organism in Eukaryota, Fungi, Ascomycota, Eurotiomycetes, Onygenales, Arthrodermataceae. The transcript is spliced from 4 exons. Gene Ontology annotation, biological process: early endosome to Golgi transport; intra-Golgi vesicle-mediated transport. The record is from RefSeq and is a predicted model, not a curated record.
AUGGACGCCACCCCUCACUUAAACUCGAAUAAUGUAACCGUCGAGUAUACCGACCCAUUUGGCCUCUUCACUCAAGUCAAGCCACUGCUAUCCCAAGUCCUCCCUCUCCGAAACCUACACUGGAAAUCUUCGACUCGGCCUGUUCGCUCGAUUGACUCCCUGCAAAUCGAUUUCAAACCCGCGCACACAGCAGCAGAUGAUCAGAAGCGACUCAGCGAUGGCGCAACCGGAGCUGUGUCGCAGAGACGACACCAGAUACCCGGGCUAUUGCAGACGCCAUAUUUGAAGAUAUAUUUAUUACGAUGUGAUGAUAAUGAGACGUAUAAAACGACCUCUAGAAAGACGUUACGUGAAUGGGUAAAAACCAGGGUAUCCGCUGCCCCGACUGGGCCUGAUAACCAUGAUGCGUUUGAAUGGUUGAUUCUUCACGUCAUACCCUCGACGGCACCUAGUCCCGAAGUGACAGAGAAGGCAGCACCAUCAAAAUGGCCAGGGAGAGGCUCGACUUCGGUUCUUGAGAAAGUAAAGGCUGAUUUCAACGGAUCGUCAAAGACUGCAGUUGACCGGGUUGCUCAGCUGAGAAUCCCAAAGGCAGAUGCGGAUAAGAAACAGCCUGAACUAGCGGCGCAAUUAGAUGACCUAGUUGCGAAGCUGAAAUAUUUCAUCCUCACGUCCUUUGGUUUACGCGUGAGUCAAUAUGAAGCUGAUAUCCGAGAGAAAGACUCACAGAGGAGUCUGCCGGGCUGGAAUUUCUGCACUUUCUUUAUACUAAAGGAAGGCCUUUCGCUUGGUCUUGAGAAUGUUGGCCUUUUCGAGGAUGCUCUUAUAGGCUAUGAUGAGCUUGCUGUCGGACUGGAUUCGGCGCUGCGAGAUCACAUUUCCGGCGCAGGAGACCAACACGGAGGCACCUUCCUAAGCUAUAGUAAAGACCUUAAAUCGAAAGCCGAGGCUUUUCUGGCUGCUAAAUUGUCAGAAAAGGAAGAAGGGUCCAGUUCAUCGGAGGAUGAGGAUGAUGAGGACGACGAGGAAGAAGACGACAAGAAUGGAGACCGUGAUGACCUUUUCUCAAACCCUAUUGCACUGGAUCAAGAUCACUUUCCGCUCCAACCCCAGCAAAAGCCAUACAGAGAUAUGAUCCUCGCAAAUAACAUAUCGGUCUUUGAUUUUCGCGUCUACAUUUUUUCCAGACAGUUACUGCUUCUACUCAAAGCCGCUCGAUCUCCCCCAUCAAAUCGUCAAAGCGGCACAUACAAGAAUGCGGAGAAGCAUAAUUUGGCGCUUCUUGCCGAGAUCUGUGAGAGAGCUAGCGAGUUUAUCACGCUUGCUUGCCGAACUCUGCGGAAAGAUGUUGAAACUGGACUGGCCCAACUAGAAAAAACCCCAUCUCCUUCUAGAAAGGAGGAUAUUGUCACAAAUAUCGUUGCAUCCUGGGCAUAUGCAGCUGUUUCUCAGGUCCUUAUCCAAACAUCGACAAAGAGCCUCCAGGUUCCCAAAGUUUCGCUAAGAACGGGCAAGGACCUUGUUGAUGCGGCCGUUCUCACGAGCUUCGCCACGGGGGCAAGGCCAGGCGUUCCUCAGCGAACCAGUUCAUUAAUGUCUCCUACUUCAAGGCCUAGCUCUGCAUUAACCUUAAACUCCUUGGGAUCCAUCAUGCCUGCACCACAAAAAGCAGGCGGUAUUGAGUUGGCUGCGGCCCAGGCAGAUUUAUACCACCUUGCCAGAUGCCAAUUGGGAGCACUGGGACGAAGGAGAGGAUGGGGAAAUAGAUGGCAUAACAUGUCACUCUUGCUCAAUGAAAAGAACGACCUCACUGAUGUUUCCUUGAAUGACGAGCCCACAGUUGAAAAACGACUUGCAGUAGUAUCAACGUCAGGAGGUGUAGAAACGCCUUGCCUGGCUUUGUCUAUUAAAUCAAAGAAGAAAUUCAACUGUCUAUUUGAGCGGACUACAGAUCAAAUAUUCCGCUACAAUGUUGCGGCGAAUCGAUUCAAGUCUGGGGAAAUAAUGAUGGCUGAUAUUGCAUUGCUGAAGUAUGAAAUGGGUGACUACGCCUUGGCUGCAUCGUACUUCCACCAGCUCUCCAAUUUCUACGGCAGCAAUGGCUGGGAGACGUUAGAGGGCACAAUGGUAGAGCUAUAUAGUCGAUGCCUGAAGCAGUUGGACCGCAAAGACGAGUUCGUUUAUGCCCUCCUAAGACUACUUGGAAUAUAUUCCUCGACCAUCCAACCUUGUUUGACAUUGCAACCUACCAUAGGUUGCAAAGUCGAGGAAUACGUUGAGGAUCUUUUUGAGGUUUCACAAUCACUUUCGAAAACGUUUCCAGUUCUUAUUAAAGAUUUCUUUAGAGACAUCCAAGUUCAACCCGGGAUUUCUCAUUUCAAGGAUAGAGAUGGAUUCCAGGCGCAGCUAUUGUUGAGAUAUGCUCUUGGGGAAAAGAUAAAAAUCGACAAUGUUAAGAUGCGGCUUAUCAAUGCGUUAGAAAUUCCAAACAGUGAACUGUGGCUGGAAAGCUCUAAAACGAUUGUCGUGAAGUCAAAGGGAACGAAAGUCUUGCUUGACUCUUCGACAACAGUAAAUGGGAAAUACUAUGUUGACCGAAUUGAGAUGCGAGCCGGGAACAUUGUCUUUACACAUGAUUAUGAUAAUCAGGUGGCUACAUCACAUAUACUACAGGACACGACAAGCAAAUCACUUAUGUCUGAGUCUGACCGCCCAUACGUGGUUUGUUUCCCUGCUGUCGAAGCGUUUAUCGGGAAAGUCUCCCAGUCAAGAGCUAUCAACCUGGUAGGCCAUCGAAGCCUGGAUAUUGAAUUGAGUUCUGGUUGGAACGAUAUAUUGGCUGGCUGCUUACGACUGAGGCCUGCGACUGCCGGACUACGCCUCAUUAUCUCAGAAAGCUCACUUAUAGACGGACCUCUUACGCUGUCUGAGGAGAUAAAGGAAAGCAAGAUAUGCUUCACUUCCUUUGCCCGGGACUCCACUGCUACGCUGCGGGUGCCAUAUAGCAUGGAAGGAACCCAGACGUCACUCUCAGUUUCGGUGGAAGUUGAAUACGAAACUUCCAAAGGGCAGUUCGACUACAUUGGCUCAUCCUCGGUUGUAGCAAAUUUGCCCGUCAGUGUCAACGUUCAAGACUUAUUCCAGGAUGAGCAGCUAUUUUCUAGGUUUAGCAUAAGUCCCGGAAUGCUGAUACCUAUUCGGGUGUUUAGCUGUGGAAUGGAGAGCUCUGACAAAUAUGAAGUACAGACGAGUGUCCAGGAGGGUGAGAUAAUGGACGUGUUCCCAAAACAGCCAGCUUCAUUGUUGUACAAAAUCACACCCCGGCAGGAUUUCCAACCCAACACAGGAUCGGGCUCCACUCGACCGUUGAGCCUCUCAAUAGAGUUUGCUUGUUUGAACGAAGAAUGCCUGUCGGUUCUAGAAGACCGGUUCACGAAGGAUGUCGAAGCAAGUCCCUUUUCAGGGAUGAAGCAGCUCCUGGUACCAUUCUUGCAGACAGCUUUUAGCGCUAUCUGGACAGCUCAUACGCUAGAAACAAUUGGCCUGACGAGAGAAAUAGAAGUGUAUAGCUAUGAACGCAUGCAGUGGAGAGAGGCCGUUGACAGCAUGGACGGUGGCACACAGACACAGCUGGUGCAGUGGCUUAACCAGUGGCAUAAUAAAAAUAAGACUAUACCCCUACCAGAUGACCGACCAGCGAAUGCCGUUCGGCACAUUACCAUCCCGGUUGACAUCCCGGAUGUACAGGUCGUCCAUAAUGCAAGAAUGGUGCUGAAGGAUAUUUCUCCAGGCCAGACGCAUGUGGGCGUGGAUGACAUGAUACCUGCGGAGUUGAUAAUCAGACACACAAGACGCUGGUGUGAGGCAGCCGAACGGGAGGCCCAGUCGUCACUCGAGUUUACAUACGAGAUCAUAGCUAGCCCAGACGUAUGGGUUGUAGGCGGCCGGAGACGUGGAAACUUCACCUGUGCUGAGGGCGAAGAGAAACGGUUCCCACUGCUGCUUCUACCCCAGCGAGCUGGCCAUCUGCUCCUCCCUUCUGUCGACAUUAAGUCCUUUGCAGCCGGGCCAGACGAGGAGCAGCAGCAGCAGCAGCAGCGCUUGUCGUCGCCUACGGGAGGUGAUCACCUGCAAUCAGACAGUAGCUUUGCACCUCGCCAGCGCAGGGCCAUUUCGAGUGAGCUAGACUACCGCAGCCACGGUGAGACAGUCCUAGUCAGCGCCGACCUUCAGAUGACGACCAUCAACCUGGAUGGCUUUGGCGAUGCCGUCGAAGGAAGCUGGCAUGACCCUGAGCGCAAAAUCGACGCUACCGUCGCCUGA